UAUUUAUGACAUGAGUACAGUUUGAUUUCCUGAAUUGAAAUGGUACAGACCUUAAUCACAGUUGUAAUUAAUUCAAUUGCAAUAGUAAUCAUGAAAUCCUGGCUAACCAGAGAUCAAAUAAACACUUAAAAAAGUGAGUCUAAAGGGUAAAACUUUUAUGGAACAGGUUUAAGCUACUAUGCCCUCUUCUGUCCAUUAUUUAGUGUUCCCCUAUCCCCCUCUCAGGGAGCCUGCGAGCCAACCUCUUUCCACUGAAGGUGUGUGCCUGUGAGUUUCUCAGAGUGUGUGUGGUGUCAGUCUGGUAUACGUUUUGGCAGGCACACACACACACAGAGUCAAAGUGGAGUACAGUGCACUCUCUCUCAUUUUCCCUGCUUAUUCUGUUAGACUUGUUUGGUGGACCAUUGGAGAGCAUCAGAGACGCCCACAGCUUAGAGUGAGUGCCAUAAAUCCCAUUCAGCAGUGUGAGCAGCCAGCAGGUUCUCCACCACGCAUCUGGAGGCAAAAAUACUUCAGCUGAGAUUGGCUUACUGAUUGCUGGACAUUCUACAUUUGGAUAUACCGUUGUUCAGCCAAGAGCUAAUGUGAUCCAGACAUGGUUUAGUUGGAACUUGGCUAUAUGUAUGGGGUACAGCAAAAUGGCCAUGAGAUGCAAUACACAUUGAGCUACUCUGCUGGAGUACAUAUGAGGGUCUGCACAGUUUUGUGGAUGAGCAUGAUGCUGAGGCAGUGGAGUUUUGCUGUGCUCUUACUAAGCAUCCCUCUACCUGUCCAAGGGCAACCCAUACAUGCUCUCAGCAACAGAAUGAGACGGUCAGUGAGUCAAGCCCAACUUAUGCAUGACCGAGGGCGCUAUCUGCAGGACAGGAAGAGACGACUCUGGCUGCAGGAGCUUUUUGAACAGGUACACACUGCCAAUGUGUGGGAAGCGCCAUCCAGCAGUGGAGCCAACCUCCAGCAUGUAACCUGGGGUGCCCAAGCUCCCAAAGCUGCCGCCAGCACCAAAGACUUUCUUCUGGACUUUCAGUUAGAGAGCACAGGCACAAUCGACACCCUGCCACAGGAGACCAACAAAGAGCAGCCAGCUACCACUAAGAGAAAGAAGAGAGUAUGUUUGGGGAAGUGGAGAGAGAGCAAUAAACGAAGAGGAUGGCCAUGCUCAAUACAAGUAGCGUUAAGAGCUCACUAAGCAGGGCAACUGGCAGUAAGUGAGGAGACGACUGUGAAACGAAGCAAUGAUGCUAUCAAACACUCUGGAUCAUGGCCUCUAAACCUCUUUACCAUAGAUUAGUGUCUCUCAUCAGCAUAAAACACAGUGUCUCAUAAGUAUAAUUCAUUGUCCCAUGCACUGUCUGACUCACAGUUACAUACAUUUACUAUUUAGUCUUUAAGGAAUACUGUUAUUUUUACUGGAAAGGUGAAUCUGAUUAUACAGUAAAAAGUCUGUAUUUUCAUUCAUUCAUUCUUCUUCAGUAACCGCUUUAUCCUGGUCAGGGUCCCAGUGGAUCCGGAGCCUAUCCAGGGAAUGCGAGGUGGAAAAAAACUAACGGGACGCCGGUCCAUCACUGGGUACCAUGCACACACAUUAACAUAUAGGAGCAAUUUAUCCUAACCAAUCUGCCUUUGGGAAUGUUUCUGGGAGGUGGGAGGAAAUCUGAGAAUCCGGAUAAAACCCACACAGACACAAGGGGAACAUGCAAAACUCUUCACAGACAGUAACCUGAGCUCAGGAUCAAACCAGGGACCCCUGAGCUGUGAGGCAACGACAAUACCCGCUAUGCUACUGUGCCAUCUGCUAUAAGGCCAUAUUGAUAUGAUAAAAAGUCUUAUGCAUUUUUCAUGUACUACACUAAUCAACCAUAUUUCUUUUUAUUUAUUUGAUUAGAACUGUGUAUUUAUUCUGUAAAGGUAUCACAAU
Messenger RNA from Pangasianodon hypophthalmus (striped catfish), 1918 nucleotides. It is a transcript of the gene pthlhb, whose product is annotated as parathyroid hormone-like hormone b. Gene Ontology annotation, cellular component: extracellular region. The transcript is spliced from 3 exons. The coding region runs from base 620 to 1189 and encodes 189 amino acids. Gene Ontology annotation, biological process: bone mineralization; adenylate cyclase-activating G protein-coupled receptor signaling pathway; osteoblast development. The record is from RefSeq and is a predicted model, not a curated record. Lineage: Eukaryota; Metazoa; Chordata; Actinopteri; Siluriformes; Pangasiidae. Gene Ontology annotation, molecular function: peptide hormone receptor binding; hormone activity.